Anguilla anguilla (European eel) is the source of this 1998-nucleotide messenger RNA. Its product is annotated as phospholipase A and acyltransferase 1-like. Gene Ontology annotation, molecular function: A2-type glycerophospholipase activity; glycerophospholipid phospholipase A1 activity. The record is from RefSeq and is a predicted model, not a curated record. NCBI's taxonomy places the organism in Eukaryota, Metazoa, Chordata, Actinopteri, Anguilliformes, Anguillidae. Gene Ontology annotation, biological process: N-acylphosphatidylethanolamine metabolic process. The coding region runs from base 1183 to 1692 and encodes 169 amino acids. Gene Ontology annotation, cellular component: cytoplasm. The transcript has 4 exons.
GGUUAUAUUGCCUAAAGCAAAAGGUUUUUCAAACGUCAAUGUUUGAUAGACAUGCAUAUGGAUACUGUAAUUAUCAUUUUCUGAUAACAGAAAUUACCAACUUUCUUUGCUUUCUCAUAGACAUUUUCAGUUUUUUAGGCACAAUUGUUUGGUAGGCUGUUUGUGAAUUUUGUGUGUACAUGUGUGUAUUUAUGUCACCCUUUUCAUCAGCUUUGUGUUCCAGCACUUUGCACUCUCUAGCAAUUUGUCCUCUCUCAGACAAGAAAUCAGUACAACCCUGUGUAAAGCAAAAUUAUCCUACACAUCAAUUCAAUUCAAAACAUUCUGCAUAUGUGUGCAGACCGAUUGGCUACAUUGCACAGAGAGUCUGUCCUAUUCCCUCUCAUGGGAACCUCCAUGUUGUUAAAAUGUGACAUUUCAGAGCCAGUAAAACUCAAGUGCUGGGCCGUAAGUACUCUGCUGUCAUGCAAUGACCUGGAGUUUCAGAUUUUGUGCGCUUGUCUGUGACAUACAGUCAAAGCUUCAAGUAUUAGAGUUCAGCCACAUCCGUCUGGGAAUCCAGGGUAGGUGGGUAGGUGUUACUACUUGGUUAUAUCACUCAGAAUAACUGUGUUAGUUAUACAGUAUUCCAGCGACCGUAAAGCAGCUGUACAAGCCCUAAUAGAUAAGAUACAUUACAUUACAGUUACAUUUGCAUUUCACGUGCAUCUUACCACACUAGUCGAAUGACCCCUCCAUCUGUGAGCCGGCCUACUCUUUCAGCACUGCGUCUCAUAAUCGGAAUAUUAUCUUCUAUUCAUGUCCUGUGUUGCAUUAUGGGACUAUGCAAAUUGCAUUUUAGUGUGAUGCAUUCAGCUCCUCCUUUUCCUGUGGAGCAAGGUGAAACAUCCUUAAUAAUGCAUGCUCGUGCAGAGAGAUGUGCUCUCUGUCCUAUAUCCCAUCAUGGGCUCUCUUGUGUAUCUGUAGAUCCUUCUCAACUUGAGCAAAUUACAUUCCUGCAGUGCCUGUAGUGAACUGACCCAGCUUGCACAACCCCUGUGUUUUAUUGGCGCUGGGCGAGGAACUGAGGGGACACUUAAGCUCAAACAGAAGAGUGAGGAAUGUUGCACCGCCCGAUGCAGAGGAGGACAUUUAUCUGUACUCAUCUGGUGCUGCUGGGAGACAGAGGGCUGCAGACUCAUUAUGAUGGCGUAUAAUGACCUUGACACCUUUGACACCCGUGGGAGUCCCCAACCCGGUGACCUCAUUGAGAUCUUCAGACCAGCCUAUCAGCACUGGGCUCUGUACCUGGGCAAUGGUUACAUCAUCAACCUGGAGCCAGUGGGAAAGAUCCAGGUGGGAAAGUCCAGUCUGAAGUCUGUGUUGAGCCAGAAAGCAGUCAUUCGCUUGCAGCUGCUGAAGGAGGUUGCUAGGGGUGACUCAUACCGCAUUAACAACAAAUAUGACGACGACCACACCCCCCUGCCCAUCUGCGACAUUGUUCACCGAGCCCGGCUCUACAUUGGUCACGAGGUGCCCUACGACGUACUGUGCAGCAAUUGUGAACACUUUGUCACCCUACUGCGCUAUGGAGAAGGCGUUUCUGAGCAGGCAACCUGGGCCAUUGAGGCCCUCAGUUUGGUGACAGCGGCUGCAGGUGCAUUGUCUGUGCUGGGAAUGAUCAACCCCCACUACCGAAACAGGCCAUUCUAACCCCUGCUGUAUACCUCUUCUCAGUUGCAUUAGGCUAUCGUUGUCUUUGAGCAUAAAUGUCCCAAACUGCCCUCUUGGUCCAGUUGACCUCUUAUGUUGCAGAUCAUGCCUGCAAGAUACUCACAGCUUAGGUUUUAUGAUAUAUUUUAUGAUAUAUAAUGCACAUUGUAAGAUGAGAAGAGAGAAUACAGGUUGCUGAACGGACAGUUUUUAUACAUGCCAUGGUGCAGUUCUUUAAUUCUAAGAUGUUAAGAUGUUCUAAGUGCAGACGUGAAAAAUAAAAGUAGUAUCUUGUGAAUUCUUAAA